UGGGUGUCCUAAAAAUCCCAAUUAGCGGGGAAUACUAACUGCCCUACGAGCCGAAACGGGCAGGGGAGGGAAGGGUCGAAGAAGAAGAAGUAGAGAGGGGAAUUAUGAACCCUCGAUAAAUCUGAGCUUUGGAAACGCGGCGGCCCUUCUCCUUUUCCUUUCCGCUUCUCCCACAGAGCCUCAAUUUUUUCUUCUGAAAUACCGGCUUCAAAGCUUCAGAGACGCCGAGAGAGAGAAAUAGCGCGAUGCGAUUGCGGGGAGAAACGACGACGCCCGAUGUGUCAGAGGAAGCGGAGGCAGGAGGUCUUCCUCUUUGAUGGCCUUGCAAUUGCAAAUGAGUUGGCAGCCGAGUCUACUGAGUCAGAAGCGCAAGAGCGGUCCUCCUCUGGGGCUCAAGAACCUCGGCAACUCCUGCUACCUCAACAGCGUCCUCCAGUGCCUCACCUACACCCCUCCCCUCGCCAAUUUCUGCCUCAAAUGCCAGCACUCCGCCCUAUGUACCUACAUAUCCUUCCAAUCCCUCCUUUUCAGGCCUUUUUUUUUUCAUUUGCUUGUUAUUGAUUCGCUUCCUGUUUUUCGUGCAGGCGAUUCGGCGCGCGACUGCCCCUUCUGCAUAUUGGAGAAGCGGAUAGCGCGGUCUCUGAGGGUGGAUCUCACCCUGGACGCGCCCGUGAAGAUCCAGAGCUGUCUCAAGAUUUUCGCCGAGCAUUUCCGGGGCGGCCGCCAGGAGGACGCACAUGAGUUCCUGCGCUACGUAAUCGACGCCUGCCACAACACCUGCCUCCGCCUCAAGAAGUUGCAGCAGCGCCGCUCCAACGCCAAGGGUGGCGAUCAGGCUGCUGCUGCUGCUACCGCUAGUUCUACUACGGUGGUGAAGGAGAUAUUUGGGGGUGCGUUGCAGAGUCAGGUGAAGUGUCUUUCUUGUGGCAACGAGUCCAAUAAGGUUGACGACAUAAUGGAUAUUAGUCUUGAUGUUUUGCUUAUUAAUUCGCUUAAAGAGGCCUUGCAAAAGUUCUUUCAGCCGGAGGUUUUGGAUGGCAACAAUAAGUACAAGUGUGACAAUUGUAAGAAAUUGGUGGCAGCGAGGAAGCAAAUGUCAAUACUUCAAGCUCCCAACGUCCUCGUAAUCCAGCUCAAGAGAUUUGAGGGCAUAUUCGGUGGGAAGAUUGAUAAGGCCAUUGCAUUCGAGGAGGUUUUGGUUCUUUCGAGUUUCAUGUGUAAAGCAAGCCAGGAUCCACGACCAGAAUAUAAGCUCUUUGGUACUAUUGUGCAUUCGGGCUACUCACAAGAGUCUGGACACUAUUAUGCAUAUAUAAAGGACGCAAUGGGUCGGUGGUAUUGCUGCAAUGAUUCGUUUGUCUCACUUUCAACCCUGCAGGAGGUCUUGUCAGAAAAGGUUUAUAUUCUUUUCUUCUCUCGGACUAACCAAAGACCAGCAUCUGCUAGCACUGCCCUUGCUUCGAAUGGAACAAAGUCUAGUGCUUGCAAUGGCAGUGAGGCAUUCAGCAGCACAAAAGCUGCUCUCCCACCAAAAGCAGUGCAUGCAAAAGCAUAUUUUGAGCAAUCUUCUCAGAAGGAUAUCUCAACCAUAUCUAAGGUUGAUAAAGUGACUUCUAGCCCACAGAUGAGGUUUAGCAUUGGAAACUCUAAUUCUAAAAGAGCUCCUGCAACUGGUAAUGGAAGAGUUGAUGUUCAUAAGAGUAAAUCCAUGGAAACAAAUGGGUUUGUGGAAUCCCUUGCUUUGAAUGGAACAAAGUCUAGUGAUUGCAAUGGCAGUGAGGCAUCUAGCAGCACCAAAGCUGCUCUCCCACAUAAAGCAGUGCACACAAAAGCAUAUUUUGAGCAAUAUUCUCAGAAAGAUAUCUCAACCAUAUCUAAGGUUGUUAAAGUGACAUCUAGCCCACAGAUGAGGUUUAGCAUUGGAAACUCUAACUCCAAAAAAGCUCCUGCAAGUGAUAAUGGAAGAGUUGAUGUUCAUAAGAGUCAAUCCAUGGAAACAAAUGGGGAUGUGAAACACUCAAUUUGUAGAGAGAAAAGUGGAAAUGAUGUGGCAGCAUCCAUGAUGGCGAAUGGUUUUAACAGAACCAGAAAAGUUGGUGCUGCUGAUAGUAAGUAUAGCGAAGGAUCCACUCUAACAAGUGAAAAUGGUAAUAGUCAAACUGGUGACAUUAGUUUAGUGAAACCAAAUCAUGGUGAAGGUAAUGGUACAAGGAGCAGGAUGACAAGGGGAGGGCCUUCCCAUGAUGAAUUGGAAACUUGUGUUGUCCAUGACCGCCCUGAGAUCUUGGGGUCUAAGAGAAAAUCAGAGGAGGAGGACUCUUGCAUUUUGUUUGCACAGGAUGCUCAAUCCCAGGCAGAAGUUGGAGAACUGAAAGAAGUUCUCGAGAAAGAAGCUUCUUCGAUUUUGCGAUCAUGCGGUUGGUCAGAUAACGUUUAUAGUUUCAUGAGUUCGAGGAAGAGGUUAUGUCGAGAAGCCAGAAAUGGUUCAUCAAGUAUUAGUGAAUCAAAGAAGUUCUUAAUUGCAGAUGCCAAACCAACCUUUAUUUCACAAAUACCAGAAUCGUUGAAAGAGGACCUCAUUGAACGUCUGCGGUUAUUUAGCCAAGGAAAAAAGGCAUUUUCCAGAACCUUGAUAAACUGAACAUGUAUCCUGACAUUGCCACUGAUGGAGCUUGUCCUGUUAAUCUGUAUUUCUAAUUGAUAUGUAUUAACAAUGCGGAUUAUCCUCUAGCAACAUAUGGGGGGGUAUGUCGUGUAAUAUCCCUUUGAGCAAGUUUUGGCUACAGCAAGAGACUGUUAUCCUUCCAUUUAUUCCUUUGCCAAUGGUGACAUCUUGUAGGUGCGUUAUCAAUUGAACUAAGAUGAAUGGGCCGACUUCAGAUCUUGCUGAAAGUUUUGUUUCCUCCUUCUUGAGGCUGUGCAGUUCAUUUGGUAGAGAAAAACGACUGGAGUUUUACUCAUUUUGUACAAUAUCCUUUUUGGGACUACCUUCAGGAAACAAUCCUCAUUUUAUGGAUGCAUUACGAAUUAUCCAUUUAGUUAGUUACUCAUGGACAUGCUACCAGGUUUAUUCAUUUACUAUGAAAUUUUUGUCAUUAUUACCCUCCAUCCUCCAAUGGGAAAAACCAACACUCCCACCCCUUUCCUUUUUGAGGCAUUUUAUUUGUGGGCUGUUGUUUACAUAGGACGAAGAGUGUUGUCUACUGUUGUGUUUUUGCAUGUGUUUAUGUAUUGCCAAGUUGUUAAGCUCUGUUUAAUGUGUUACUGGGCAGAUGAGUUGUAAAUUUGCCAGACUUGUGCUUUGUAGACCCGUAGUUCCUCUCCCAAGUUCUUGGUGAAUGCCUUUGUGGGUUUUUUUUUUUGGUUUUGUUUUUUUGCCUAGUGUGAUACCGUACUGCAUGUACCUGGAACAUCUGAGGGGGACUUGGAAACCAUACACGCCUUACCGCCUUGCCCACAUGAACCUGAACAUAAUUGAGUCUCGGGGGUUAAUUUUUCGGUGCACAUGCCUGCCAGCGCCGCUGAAUUCUAGAAGACAGGAAGUAUCGCAUGGCAGGAUGAGUGGAGACAAAGUUGUGUAUGUCGGCCAUUCUAGUAAACAAGUUGGGAAGUGGGUGAGUGUACGAGGUAGACUUGGAAAGUGUGUGCAGGGCAAGCAUUUAACGUUGGACACAAGCUUUGUUCUUAUCUCUUCUGCUCUUUGUCAGCUUCCUCCCUUGAGUGGAGUUUAUCUGCCGUACUUGGUGAUUAAUCCCCCUUCACACCGCGUUAAAAUGAUAAUAACAGAGUUUGUAAUUGCCCUACAUAGAGCUUGGUAUUAUAAUAUAAUGAAUUUGUACAAGAUAAGAACCAAGAUUUGACUUACAAAUACACUGAAUAUUAUCCGGAAUUAACUAAUGAGUUGUUACAAAUA
This is a messenger RNA of Corylus avellana, 3913 nucleotides long. The record is from RefSeq and is a predicted model, not a curated record. NCBI's taxonomy places the organism in Eukaryota, Viridiplantae, Streptophyta, Magnoliopsida, Fagales, Betulaceae.